Molecule: messenger RNA, 1985 nt
Organism: Erinaceus europaeus (western European hedgehog)
Lineage: Eukaryota; Metazoa; Chordata; Mammalia; Eulipotyphla; Erinaceidae
Gene: CDS1
Product: CDP-diacylglycerol synthase 1
Exons: 13
Coding region: 493-1875 (460 amino acids)
Cellular component (GO): endoplasmic reticulum membrane
Molecular function (GO): phosphatidate cytidylyltransferase activity
Source: RefSeq, a predicted model, not a curated record
GGGGGCGCACGGGGACUCUCCUGCGUGUGACCCCACCUGCGUACAGCCCCGCCUCGUUCUGCGCAGCCCCCACCUGUGCACCGCCCCCACCUGCGCUGGGUGGAAAAGUGACGUCACCCGUGGGCGGAGCGCCGCAGUGCAGGGGGCGGGGCCUGUGCGCGUGACCGCGGGCGGGGGGGGGGGCGGUGGCUGCGGCGAGUCCGGGGCGGGGUGGUGCGGUGUAGCGCGGAGACCCGGUCAGGUCGCCUCCCACCUGGGCCUCUUGGAGCGCGCACCUGGCAACUGGCCACCGCGCUCCGCCCGCUCUCUGGGCGCCGGAGCCCGCACCCCGCGCCCCGCACCCCUCACCCCGAACCCUGCACCCCCACCCCAAGGCGACCUCUGCCCGCCGCCGCGCGCGCUCACUCUCUCGUUGAUGCCGUUUCGGGGGUAACCGCGGGCCCGUGCAGCUCGGCUUUGGGGCUCGGGAGGCGGCGAUCACGCGGAGCCGAGAUGUUGGAGCUGCGGCGCCGGGGGGGCUGCCCGGGCCCUGGGGGGGCGGCGCCCCCACCCCGCGAGGGCGAGGCGGCCGGCGGCGACCACGAAACCGAGAGCACCAGCGACAAAGAAACAGAUAUUGAUGACCGAUAUGGAGAUCUGGAUUCCAGAACAGAUUCUGAUAUCCCAGAAAUUCUACCGUCCUCUGAUAGAACACCUGAGAUCCUCAAGAAUGCUCUCUCUGGCUUAUCUUCAAGGUGGAAAAACUGGUGGAUUCGUGGGAUUCUUACACUGACGAUGAUUUCAAUGUUUUUCUUGAUCAUCUACAUGGGAUCUUUUAUGCUGAUGCUUCUUGUUCUGGGCAUCCAGGUGAAAUGCUUCCAUGAGAUCAUCACCAUAGGCUACAGAGUCUAUCAUUCCUAUGACCUACCGUGGUUUAGAACACUAAGCUGGUACUUCCUACUAUGUGUAAACUACUUUUUCUAUGGAGAGACGGUGGCUGAUUAUUUUGCUACAUUUGUUCAAAGAGAAGAGCAGCUUCAGUUCCUCAUCCGCUACCACAGAUUCAUAUCAUUCGCACUCUACUUGGCAGGUUUCUGUAUGUUUGUGUUGAGCUUAGUGAAGAAACAUUAUCGCCUGCAGUUUUAUAUGUUCGCAUGGACUCAUGUCACUUUACUGAUAACAGUUACUCAGUCGCACCUUGUCAUCCAAAAUCUGUUUGAAGGCAUGAUAUGGUUCCUUGUCCCAAUAUCCAGUGUUAUCUGCAAUGACAUAACUGCUUAUCUUUUUGGAUUUUUCUUUGGGAGAACUCCAUUAAUUAAGUUGUCUCCUAAGAAGACUUGGGAAGGAUUUAUUGGUGGUUUCUUUUCCACAGUUGUGUUUGGAUUCAUUGCUGCCUACCUGCUGUCCAAGUCCCAGUACUUUGUCUGCCCCGUGGAGUACCGGAGUGACAUCAACUCCUUUGUUACAGAAUGUGAACCCUCAGAACUGUUCCAGCUUCAGAGCUAUUCACUUCCUCCCUUUCUCAAGGCAUUGUUGAGAAGGGAAACAGUGACUUUGUAUCCUUUCCAGAUACACAGCAUUGCUCUUUCAACAUUUGCAUCUUUGAUUGGCCCAUUUGGAGGCUUCUUUGCCAGUGGAUUCAAAAGAGCCUUCAAAAUCAAGGAUUUUGCAAACACCAUUCCUGGUCAUGGAGGGAUAAUGGACAGAUUUGAUUGUCAGUAUUUGAUGGCAACGUUUGUGCAUGUGUACAUCACGAGUUUCAUAAGGGGUCCAAAUCCCAGCAAAGUGCUACAGCAGUUGUUGGUGCUUCAGCCAGAACAGCAGCUAAAUAUAUACAAAACCCUGAAGAUUCAUCUCAUUGAGAAGGGAAUCCUACAGCCCACCUUGAAGGUCUGACUGGAUCCAGAGAUGAAGGACUGACAACAAGGCAUUCUAUAGCAAAGCACUGACAUUUUGUAAUUGUACAGAAAAAUGGUUGAAAAUGCAAUAGAUUGAAGUUUUAUAGA